CUGUCUGUCCCCAUCUCAAGCUGCCGUCUUCUUCAUCGUGCAUCGGCCAGUAUCCAGGGCUCGUUAAUCCAUUCACUCACACCCAGAUUAGCCUUUCUUCGUACUCUCUCGAAGCCGACCAUGGCCGACGCUGAUGUUGCGACCAAGGCGCCUGAGAGCGAUGCUCAGGAGGACGUCCAACAGCCUACCGAUUCAAGCGCUGCUGAGGAGGGUCCAGCACAGCCCAAGAUGGGAGAGCACUGUGUGACUGAUAGACCAACUCCGAGCGGCGAGGGCCCAACUGGAGAGAUUAGGAAGCUCAACGACAUCGACGUCUACGUCUCCAAACCCAGCGAAUACCCCCACGUACCGGCACGACUGCUGCUGCUUCUGACUGGCGGGACGGGCCUGAAAUCCGCCAACAAUCAAAUACAGGCCGACAGGUUCGCCAGCGAGGGCUACUUAGUGGUGAUGCCUGACCUUUUCCAGGGUGAUGUAGCGCCCAACUCCACAACGGUCGAUGCAGAACAGGCAGCCGAGGGCACCAGCUCUUUCCUCGACACUUUCAAAAUCAAGGCGGCCGAGACUGCCAAGAGCUUUCUGAUCGAUAUGUGGCUGGCAAGGCACACCGAGGAGAAGGUGCUCCCCAUCCUGCACAAGGUCAUCGAUGGGGCCAAGGAUGAGUUCGCGGAUGCCGUCUCAAACGGGGGUGGGAUUUAUGCUGUGGGGUACUGCUUUGGUGCAAGAUACAUCCUACUCUUGGCUGCGGAGCGGAAGCCGGUCGUCAGCGGUGGAUUCCUGGGUGGAGCGCCCCAGCCUGCAGAUGAGGAGGCGGGUGCUUCUGCGAAUAACGGCCCCUUCAUCAAGGCGGGCGCGUUGGCCCACGCGACUCUCGUGGCAAGGGAGGACUUCGAUGGGCUCAAGGUCCCAGUGAGCCUGGUCUGCGUGGAGAAUGAUCCUAUGUUCCCAGACGAUGUACGGACGUACGGCGAGAACUAUUUAGCGAAGACGAGCGUUGAGCACGAGGUCCAGGUCUACCCGGGAGUGCCCCAUGGCUUCGCAGUUGUUGGUGACUAUGAGGACGGCACCAUCAAGGAAGCGCAGAGGACCGCGUUUGAGCAGAUGUUAAAGUGGUUGAAAGAUCACUAAAACCCCUCUGGGACAUGAUUACAAUGGGACGCAGGUAUGGCAGCUUUCAGCUAUGAUUUGAGGGUUGCUCAGGCUUUCCAGAUAUGGUACCCUCGUGAGAGACCGAAUUCAUGAUUAUGGUCAGCACUUUGUGCUUCCAGACUUGUGUCAUUUUACAGUCGAACACCGCGAUUGAAUUACAGCACAGCGAGAAAUAUUCUGCUUAUUCG
Messenger RNA from Cryphonectria parasitica EP155, 1337 nucleotides. Its product is annotated as alpha/beta-hydrolase. The coding region runs from base 121 to 1128 and encodes 335 amino acids. Gene Ontology annotation, molecular function: hydrolase activity. The record is from RefSeq and is a predicted model, not a curated record. The transcript is spliced from 4 exons. Lineage: Eukaryota; Fungi; Ascomycota; Sordariomycetes; Diaporthales; Cryphonectriaceae.